AUGGGUGACCCUGCGACUUAUGCACACUGGGUAGAGCUAGAUUUGCUCUUAAAGGAGAAGUACCCAAACAUUUCGCAGCAUGAGGCCUACAAAAAGCUUGUCGAUGAAUCGGAGGCUGUGAAAUUCAUUGAUCAGGCAGCCACAAGAUGCUGUGAAGAUUUGAAACAGGCUGUCGCUGAUGCAAACCCAGAUUGCGUCACAGAAGCAUUAGGUGGAAUCCUAUGGGUAACUGGCAAAUGCCUCAAUCAGCCAGGCAUACAGAAAGCAGGAGAACUCCUCUACGGCAGCCGCUUGGUUUCUCAAGCCAUUUCCAAGGUUCAGCAAUUAUGGAAUCCUAAAAUUAUCGAAGCGACCGUUGCGGGCCCCUCUCAUGUAACACCCCUCAGUACUGAGGCUGCAGCUGCAUCUGUCAGUUUAUCGAAAACAGGCGGGAGCAUAUCUGCCAGUCCAGCACAGACAGUGGUGCAGCCAUGCAAUGGGGUCGAUAUCAUAAAUAACUCCCUCGUCGAUCACAUCAACUACUACGGGCGCUGGCAGCUGGGAAUUGCGGCGGUUCAGCUUGCGCAAGGAGAACGAGUGAUUAAAAAGUUGAAGUCUAUCGAGCGUGAACUCGGAGAGAGUAACUCUCUCACAGUCUCCGGGGCCACUGGACCCGAUGGUUUUGCUCAGCCAGUUUACGAUUUCAUCGUGAGGUGUAUCAACAAGGCUCAUGGUGGCGAUCGUCGGAAGCUUGAUAACCAUCGCUUUUUUGUCUUUCACCCUGGAACGACUUGGUAUGGGGCAUUUGAGCGACUGAUCUCGCGCAAUCCUCUUCCGCCUCAAUUCUGUGCCAAGUCAGACAACUUGGACAAGAUUUGCCAGUUCAUGCAGGAAUAUAGGGAAAGUCUAAUCAGAAAGUCAGAUCACGCAAAAGAGCUUGUUUUUCACCUGCUUAUGCCCACCUGGUAUCAUACAUCUUACCCAGAGCCAUUGCAUUUUCCGGAAUGUCUCUAUCCAUUACACGUCGAGGGAGAAACGUAUAAAGACAAAGAUCUCGUGACAUUGAACCUCCCAGCAGCACCCGAUGGGCUCCUAGUUGAUGUUUCAAACGUCACAGAUCCAAACAACUGGUGUCAGAUAGCGCAAACUAUCUCAGGUAUCUCAACAGCAGUCACAAUGGGCUGGGGUGUCAAUGGGGCCUGUCUCGCGGCAGGUGUCGGUGCGGGUAUCUUAACAGGAUUAGGGCCAUUCAUCAUGAUUCCUGUCUGGGCAGGUGGAUUUGCCACGCUUGGGAUGAAGCUAGGACCAAAAGUCGACCGUUUUAUGGAGGAAAACGUCUAUUACAAUCUCUGCGAACAAGACCCAAGAAUUUUAGGGUCGACUGCGCGGUUUCAUAUCAGAAGAUGGCAGAGACAUUGA
Messenger RNA from Aspergillus affinis, 1398 nucleotides. RefSeq lists its product as uncharacterized. The record is from RefSeq and is a predicted model, not a curated record. The coding region runs from base 1 to 1398 and encodes 465 amino acids. The transcript has a single exon. NCBI's taxonomy places the organism in Eukaryota, Fungi, Ascomycota, Eurotiomycetes, Eurotiales, Aspergillaceae.